AUGUUUCCCUGUCGUGCGCGACUCAGAAUAACAACACUUCAACGCUUCCACAGGUCAUACUCCACACCCGCAAACCCAUAUACACGCUUUGAAAAGCUCAGAGCGUAUCCAUUCGCGUUCAACGACUAUGAAGCUGAACGGCUGAUGGCGCCAGCCGCUGCUGCGCUAUGCGGAAAGGCACUGGGAACCUCUGUCCUCCAUCGAUUCCUGCCCUGGAUGGAACUGGAAUAUAUCAAGCCUAAACGAAUCUUGCCGAUAUAUUUCCCUGCGUGGAUAAUAGACGCGGAAGUGCAGGCCACAGUUCGCUAUCAAGGUUCCGAGAGAGUCGCUUCAGCGCUUCUCCAAAACGGGUACCUACCAGGUGCCCACUUUGAAGCAGUCUCAAGCGUCCCACUCUUCGCUGGAGAAAUGGCCGACGCACAACCAUUGCCCUGGUCCGACGGCCUCCUUCAACAACAAGGCCACCAAAUCACCUGUGUACCAUACACCAUCGACCCAAUACACGGCCUGAAGGCAUUCUCCGACUUGAAAUUUGACGCCUUCCCUGACCUUUCCGCUUCACUGUCGACAAUUCAACCGACGUUGAGCGUAUUCCGACCCGUCCUCCUCCCUCUCUACCUCGCCCAGUACGAAGUAACAGCAGACUCCAAAACACGAGGAUGUACACUCUUCCUUGACGCUUCCCAAUCCUCGGGAAGCGUAUACGGUGUCCGAUUAAACACGGGCCCCAAAGACGAAUACGACGAAGGAAUCGACCACGCCCUCCAAUUCGUGGACGCCAACGUCUCACCCAACUCUGACAUCCUCCGCCUCGGACUCGGGCAUAACUGGGUCGACGUCGAAACAGUCUCUUUACCACCCCACCGCGACAUCUCUGCACAACUGAAGAAAUGGAUAGAGUGGAGGAUGUAUGAUGCGGAGACGGCGAAGGAGAUGGCUGCUGCGACGGCUGAGGGGUUGAAGGAGACAAGUGGCGGGAUUGUGGAGGAUAAGGAUGCGCGGAUACGGGAAUAUGAUGUGGAGGAUAGAGGAGAGGUUGAGGAAUGGAUGGGGUUGAGUGCAGAGUUGAUGCUUGUUCGCAGAAUUCUCGAGCGCAUCAACGAACAAAUGGGCCUUAUGGGCGAAGACGCACCUGCACACAUGGCCGCCCCAAUUGAAAACCUCAAGGAAAAGGAGAAGGAGCUUGUGGAAAAGCGCGACGAGUUUUUGGUUGAAUGGGGCAAGUCGAACGAACCAGCGAAGCCCUCGGAGAACUAA
Coprinopsis cinerea okayama7#130 is the source of this 1257-nucleotide messenger RNA. RefSeq lists its product as hypothetical. The transcript is spliced from 8 exons. Bases 1 to 1257 code for a protein of 418 amino acids. The record is from RefSeq and is a predicted model, not a curated record. NCBI's taxonomy places the organism in Eukaryota, Fungi, Basidiomycota, Agaricomycetes, Agaricales, Psathyrellaceae.